Messenger RNA from Pantherophis guttatus, 6989 nucleotides. RefSeq names its product neuronal cell adhesion molecule (gene NRCAM). Gene Ontology annotation, molecular function: protein binding. Gene Ontology annotation, cellular component: neuron projection. NCBI's taxonomy places the organism in Eukaryota, Metazoa, Chordata, Lepidosauria, Squamata, Colubridae. The record is from RefSeq and is a predicted model, not a curated record.
AUUCUGACUUCAGAGCAUUUUCAUUUUCCUGUGCUAAAAGGCUCCUUUGUCUCUAAACAGAUUAUUUCUAGAUUUCCCAUCAUUUUUUUUUUUAUCAGAAUGAAGUUUGUGGCUAAUUGUCAAAUACUACAAUAAUUAGCUAGGUCAAAAUAAAACAGUUCUUUAAGUUUUUUUUAAAACAGAAGUAAAAAAAAUCAGAGGGGAACUUUUAGAGUUAACUAACUUCAUAUUUAUAUAUUUCAUAGUUAUAUAGAUAAUAGUUUUUGUAACAAGUUAAAAUUAAACAGAUCUAGUUUUGGAGACAGCUCAGCAGAUUUUCUUGCUUUUAAAUACAGGGAAACAUUUAACCCCCAUUUUAUUGCUAUAGAGCUCUUGCUGAUCACAGUGAAACUUGGGAGGUCCAGAGAGGAUGCAGUUGACCAUUUAAAAACAGCCUGUUUUGUACAACUUCCUAAUGCAGACUAGCAGCAAUUGGUUUCAGAAGCACGGAGCUUUCUCAGCAAAAUUAGAAUGAAAAAAAAUCAUCCCAUCUUUUAAUGUUAUGUUAAAAUAUGAGAGACAAAGGAAAAGCACAGUAAUUCUUAUAACUAUAUGGAUAUGAAUUCUUUUGAAGACAUCAACUGCAACUGCAGUCUGAUAUUCUGCUUAUUAGUUUGUGCUGAUUUUCUUCCAGCUCAUCAACCUUGAUCCAGUUGCUUCUUGAAAACCAAUACAAAAUAGAGGAUAAAUUCCUUAAUGUAAGAGCUUAAAGAAAGUGCUGUUGUAACUUCGAACAAUCUCUAAGCAAACUGUUGUACGUUGAGGACUACCUUUAUUUUGGAUUGCCUUUGCUCUUCAUAGCUAUCCCUUGCAGGAACAAAAAGUGUGAAAAUAAAGAAAUAUAAUAUUCUUAGAAAAUAAAAGAUACCCUGAUGGACCCUGUGAAAUAGAAAACUUCAUUCCUGUUGCACAACUUUAUACAAAAUAAAUAAAAAUAUUCCAGCAAUCUUAAAGAACAGAAAGUUGAGCUUGUAAUACUCUAGAGUGAGUUUCAUGGUCCAUCUUUGAAUAAGAAUGGAUAUUCACAGCAUCUCUGGAAAACAAAUACAUUUGGUUCUUUUCUUAUGCCAAAUUAUUACUGCAUUGGAUGUACCUCUUGAUUCAAAACUUCUUGAAGAAUUGUCACAGCCUCCAACAAUAACACAGCAGUCUCCAAAAGAUUAUAUUGUUGACCCAAGAGAGAAUAUUGUAAUACAGUGUGAAGCAAAAGGAAAACCAUCUCCUACCUUUUCAUGGACACGUAAUGGAACUCACUUUGAAAUAGAUAAAGAUCCACGAAUAAGAAUGAAGCCUCAUUCAGGAACUCUUUUAAUAAAUAUUAUUAAUGAAGAAAAUGGAGGAAAAGCAGAAUUAUAUGAAGGUGUUUAUCAGUGUACAGCAAGGAAUGUGCUUGGAGCAGCAAUUUCCAAUAAUAUUGUUAUAAGAGCAUCCCGAUCUCCUUUGUGGACUAAAGAAAAGCUAGUUCCAGUAAGAGUUAUUGAAGGUCAAUAUGCAAUUCUUCCCUGCAGGCCACCAGUAGGGUUACCACCACCUAUAAUAUUUUGGAUGGAUAACUCUUUUCAAAAGCUGCCUCAAAAUAAUAGAGUUUCACAAAGCCUAAAUGGAGAUCUUUAUUUUUCUAAUAUAAUACAAGAAGAUAGCCGUGAAGAUUAUAUAUGUUAUGCAAGAUUUAACCACACUCAAACUAUUCAACAGAAGCAACCUAUUUCAUUAAAAGUUCAACCAGUGGAUUCAUUGAAUGAAACAUUAACUGCUAAUAUGAGUGACACUGAUUUUUAUGGUGUCAGAUUUUAUUCAGAAAGACAGCCAACUCUUCUAACACCUCCUGGAAAUUCAAGUAGCAAAAUUGAACUAAGAGGAAAAACUCUCAUGCUGGAAUGUAUUGCAGAAGGAUUACCUACACCAUUAAUCCGUUGGAACAAAGAGGGUGGUGAUCUUCCUGUCAACAGGACUUUCUUUGACAAUUUUCAUAAAACCCUCAAAAUUAUAGAUGUUUCUCAAGCUGAUUCAGGAAAAUACAAAUGUAUGGCAACAAAUCAUUUGGGUUCUGCUUAUCAUGUUAUUACAGUCAGCGUCAAAGCUGCCCCUUAUUGGAUAAGAGAACCUUCAAACCUUGUAUUAUCUCCCGGAGAAGAUGGCUCCUUGAUUUGUAGAACGAAUGGCAAUCCUAAACCCAGCAUAAGCUGGUUAGCAAAUGGAAUUCCAGUUGAAAUUGCUCCUGAAGAUUCAAGUAGAAAAGUUGAUGGUGAUACAAUUAUUUUCACUAAUGUGCAAGAAAGAUCAAGUGCUGUAUACCAGUGUAAUGCCUCUAAUGAAUAUGGAUAUCUAUUAGCAAAUGCAUUUGUGAAUAUUUUAGCUGAACCACCAAGAAUCCUUACUCCAUACAAUAAACUUUAUCAAGUCAUUGAAAAUAAGCCUGCAUUGCUAGAUUGUGCUUUUUUUGGUUCACCUAUGCCUGAAGCUGAAUGGUUUCAAGGAAUGAAAAGUAGCGUUCUCCAGGGCAAGGAGUAUGUUUUCCAUAAAAAUGGGACCUUGGAAAUUCUGAAAGUCCAGAAGGACAGCAGUGGCACAUACACCUGCAUAGCAAGAAAUAAACUAGGAAAAGCACAAAAUAAUGUUCAGUUAGAAAUCAAGGAACCCACAUUGAUUAUUAAGCAGCCUGAAUACAAAGUAGUACAAAGGAUGGAGCAGGUUUUCUUUGAAUGUGUAAUUAAAUAUGAUGCAACAUUAAUACCUACAGUUAUAUGGUUGAAGGAAAAUGAUGAAUUGCCAGAUGAUGGACGGUUUAUUGUAGGUAAAUACAGCUUGACCAUUAUGAAUGUCACUGAUAAGGAUGGUGGAGAAUAUACUUGCCUAGCUAAUACUACAUUGGAUAGUGUUUCUGCAAAUGCUGUACUCACAGUUGUGGCUCCUCCAACAGUUCCACCUAUUGUUUACGAUCAUCCUGAUCCACCUUAUGAUUUGGAAUUAACAGAUCAUUUAGAAAGAAGUGCUCAACUCACUUGGAUACCGGGCAAUGAAAACAAUAGCCCCAUUACAAGGUAUAUUAUUGAAUAUGAAGAUGCUUUGCGUGAACCAGGAAUAUGGAAUUACCAAAUGGAAGUCCCUAGUGUGUUUACAACUGUAAAGUUAAAGUUAUCACCAUAUGUGAAUUAUUCAUUUCGUGUAAUAGCUCUCAAUGAAAUUGGAAGGAGCCAACCAAGUGAAUCUUCUGAAAAGUACUUUACAAAACCUGCAAAACCAGAUGACAAUCCUAUUAAUGUUCACGGGAUUGGAACGGAACCUAAUAAUUUGGUGAUCACUUGGAAGCCUUUAACGGAUUUUCAGUCCAAUGGUCCAGGUCUUCACUACAAAGUCAGUUGGCAGCAGAAUGAUGGUGAAGAUGAAUGGACAUCUGUUACAGUUGCAAAUGUAUCUAAAUAUAUUGUAGCUGAUACACCAACUUUUGUUCCAUAUGAGAUAAAAGUACAAGCAUUAAAUGACUUAGGACCUGCACCUGAUCCUUUAACAAUAAUUGGACAUUCUGGAGAAGACUUGCCAAUGAUUGCUCCAGGCAAUUUACAAGUACAAGUUGUAAACAGUACGAUAGUGAAAGUGCAGUGGGAUCCAGUUCCAUUGAAGUUUGUCCGGGGUCAUCUUCAGGGAUACAAAAUUUACUAUUGGAAAGUCAAAUAUUUAUCUGGAAAAAUUAAGCAACAUGUGGAAAAAAGGAUGUUGACUUUCAGUGGAAAUAGAACGCAUGGAAUGGUGCCGGGACUAGAGCCUUUUAGUUCUUAUAAACUGAAUGUAAGAGUGUUUAAUGGGAAAGGAGAAGGACCAGCAAGCCAAGAUGAAACAUUUAAGACUCCAGAAGGAGUUCCCAGUGCACCCUCUUUUUUAAAGAUUACCAAUCAAAAUCUGGACUCUCUUACUUUGGAAUGGGGACCACCUUCUCAUCCAAAUGGAGUUCUGCUGGGAUACACAUUAAAGUUUCAACCAAUUAAUAGUACUCAUGAAUUACGUCACUUGGAAGAGAUCAAUAUUCCUGCCAAUGAGACCAGCUUGAUUUUAAGCAACCUGAAUUAUAGCACUCGAUACAAGUUCUAUUUUUAUGCACAAACAUCAGUUGGAUCCGGAAGUCAAAUAACAGAAGAAGCAGUAAUAAUUAUGAAUGAAGUGCAACCAGUGUAUCCAAGGAUCAAAAAUGUUAUGGCAGCAGCUGCUGAAACUUAUGCCAAUAUCAGUUGGGAAUAUGAGGGUCCAGUUCAUGAGAACAUUUAUGUUGAAUAUGGUGUGGCAGGCAGCAAAGAAGAAUUGAAAAAAGAAAAUGCUAAUGGUUCUCGGAGCUUCUUUCUCUUAAAAGGAUUAACACCAGGAACAUCAUAUAAAGUCCGGGUUGGUGCUGAGGGUCUUUCUGGUUUUAGGAGCUCAGAGGCUGUAUUUGAGACAGGUCCAGCAAAGGCAAGUCGGCAGAUUGACAUUGCCACUCAAGGAUGGUUCAUUGGUCUUAUGUGUGCAGUUGCUCUUCUCAUCUUGAUUUUGCUCAUUGUUUGUUUCAUAAGGAGAAAUAAAGGUGGAAAAUAUCCAGUGAAAGAAAAAGAAGAUGCACAUGGUGAUCCAGAAAUACAACCUAUGAAAGAAGAUGAUGGAACUCUUGGUGAAUAUAGUGACGUGGAUGAUCACAAGCCUCUGAAAAAAGGAAGCAGGUCACCUUCAGACAGGACUGUGAAAAAGGAAGACAGUGAUGAUAGUUUAGUAGAUUAUGGAGAAGGAGUCAAUGGUCAGUUCAAUGAGGAUGGGUCCUUUAUUGGACAAUACAGUGGGAAAAAAGAGAAAGAACCUGCAGAAGGAAAUGAAAGUUCUGAAGCUCCUUCCCCAGUUAAUGCAAUGAAUUCAUUUGUCUAAUUAAAGAAACUGUUCCAUAUCAACAUCUACACCACACUUAUUCCCCUAAUUACAGAUAAGAAAAGAAACAAAUAUUCUAACCAAUGAAAAAAAAAUUCUGUAAGUAUAGAAUUUAUAACAAAAAUCUAAAUCAGAAUGUAAAACUUGAAGCAUUUUACAUAGCAUUUGUUUAUAAAAGAUUUUAAGGUGAGGAACAUCAGUUAAUAUUGCAAAUGCAGUAUAAUGCAUGCAAAGUGUUGCAUAUAUCUAAAAAAAUCAGUUAUGCUAGUGAAAAUGAUUUUUCAUAAUUUGUUAAACAGUCUUUAACUAAAUCCUUCAAGUCCAUUCUCAUUGUCAGAGUGUUAUAGUAGUAUAUAGAACUUCAAUGUCUUUGUGGACAUUGCUGUGAAAUUGGUGACAAUGUCUAGCUUAAUGUUAUUAUGUCUCUUGCAAGACAGUUAGGAACAGGAUGUACAGUAUAUGAUUGAAAAUGACUAAGUAUGACACAUUUUCUGAUGCUAACUGAGAUUCUGAUACCUGCUUUUCGCUUCUCUUAUUUUAUAGGCUUUUUAAUUAUGAAAUAUUACUGCAUCACAGUGUUCUAUUUUUUGAAAUAUAGUACACAUUGGGUUUUAUGUUUUCUUUCGUUUUAAUUCAUUUUGGAGUUGUACACUUAUGGAUGUAAAUUUUUCAAAUUAUAAAAAGUUAGACCACAAAUAUACAUGGCAAAAUAUAUUCAGUAUCUUCAAAUAAUGUGCAUUUCAUUAUGUUCUAUAACUGGCAUCAUCCACCAGGAAGUUUUCUGAACAUGAUAAACAUGGUGGUAUUUAAGCAAACACCAAACAAAUGCAGAAAGAAUACUGGCAGGAAUGUUCCCAAUGUAUUUUGUCCAACUCAGUUGACUUUAACAGUGUGUGAUUAAUUGCCAAAGUAAUUCAAUCAUUUUCAAAUACCCAGAUAUGUUGGUUUGAUUAGGAAUGGCUUGUAUUUAAGCUACAUUACAACUCAUUGAGAUUUCUUUAUUUAUGGAGAUGAACUAUAAAGUACAACUUGCAUUUUCAUGAUCUUAUGUAACUUGUACAAAAAUGCUGCAUUUUUUUGCUAAUGUAAAUACAGCUAUUCUCAAAAUAAUAUGCUAAUAGAGCACCCUCACAAUAGCAUAUUUAUCUCUCAGUCAGAAAAUCAGAAUAUAGCUUUUAGUAGAGUGCUUGGCAUAUAACAGGGUAUAGAAUCCUACAAAAGAGUUAAAUCAUUUAAUAAAUGCUAAGUUUAAUUUUAUUUAAAUGGCCUCAUAUUAAUUGCAAACUCCCUCAUAAACACACACAUGCACACACACACAAAUUAUCAUUGAAAAGGUUUACCUCCAAAUAUAAAAUGUUAUAUAACAACCUAUGGUUGAAGGAAUGCUCAGUUUCAUUUGCCAAUAAAUUGGUUUUUCAUAACUUGCAUCAAGUUUAAUUUUAAGUAAGCUUUUAUAUGUAGAUAUUUUGUUGAAUUUGUACAUAUACUUAAAGUGUAGAUGCUAUAUGCUAUUAGGUGUUAUAAAUAAACAUGUUUUGGUUGUACUGUGUAAAAUGUACUUUAACCAAUAAGGGGCUUGGUAUUUUAAAGCAUCUAUCAAAAUGCAUAUAAAUUCAAUCUGGGACAAUAAAAAAUUACUUUUCCUAUUGCAGUUUUUCAGGUCAAGUGGUAAGGUUUAUUACUGUGUGAUGCUUCUGUUUAAUCACAAGGAUGAUGAACGCCUUAUUUAGAAAUUGCACUGACACAGCAUUGGUGUGCGACCAAGUGCAUCUAAUAUUUGAGAUCACAAUAUAUUUGCAACUUCGAUGCAUAUACUGUGUAUGUAAAGCACAAUUUGCAAUGCCCAUCUCAUUAGCUAUAAAUAAAGUAGCUAUAGAGUACUUAUUGAAAAAGCACAAAAGGGAAAAUUUCUACCAAAAUUUUCCAACAGUAUUGGAAAUCAGUAUAAGCUUACAAUUAAAUGGAGAUGUGAAGAUUAUCCAUGCAUGUGAAGAUAGACAGUUAAGGUUACUUCUGUAAUGAUGCAACACAUUUUGUAUUAAAAUAAAUGUGGUUUUAAAAUUUCA